CUGAAGCCCGCCAGCGGCGCCGGCGCCGACUCCUCGGAGGCUGGUCCCCGCCGCCCUCCCACAUGGAGACCGCGGGCCCGGAGUCCGGCCUCCGGCUGGUGAGCUGGAACGUGAACGGGAUCCGGGCCCGCGGGAAGCAACUGCGGCCCACGCUGCUGAGUCUGGGCGCCCACAUUAUCUGCCUGCAGGAGACCCGAGUGAGCCGAGACCUGCUGGAGGAGGACGUGGCCAUCCUCGAGGGCUUUAACUCCUACUUCAGUCACAGCCGCACACGCAGUGGCUACUCAGGUGUGGCCACCUACUGCACGGACGACGUCGCCCCGUUUGCCGCAGAGGAGGGUCUUUCGGGGCUGCUGUCCGGGAGCGGGGCCGCUCUCCCCCUGGGGCUGACCGACCGGUUCUCUGAACAGGAGCUCCGUCAGCUGGACAGCGAGGGCCGGGCCCUCAUCACGAAGCACCGCCUACGGCUGCCGGAGGAGGAGGGGGAGAAGACACUGGCUGUGAUCAACGUUUACGUCCCCCGGGCCGACCCCGACAACCAGCAGCGCCUCGAGUUCAAACUGCGUUUCUGCCAACUGCUGCAGGCCAGGGCUGAGGCCCUGCUUCAGGACGGAGAGAUUGUGCUUGUACUUGGAGACUUGAACAUAUCUCAUCGGCCCAUUGACCACUGCCAGCCCGGAGACCUGGACGAGUUCGCAGCCCAGCCCGGGCGGAGAUGGUUGGAUGGGUUCGUGUGCCAGGACGAGGAGGGGACAGGAGGCGGGCUCUUCAUCGACACUUUCCGGCUCUUCAACCCGGGCCGGCUGGAGGCCUACAGCUGCUGGCAGACCAGCACGGGCGCCCGGGAGACCAACUACGGCACGCGCAUUGACUACGUCCUGGCUGGCGGCCCCCAGGCCCGGCGCUGGUUGGGGGGCUGCGAUCUGCUGACGGAGGUGCGGGGCUCAGACCACUGCCCCGUACGGGCAUGGCUUAGGGCCCGCUGCCUGCCCACCGCCCGCCUGCCCCCGCUCUGCACCAAGAACCUGCCAGAGUUUGCCGGGGUCCAGCAGACGCUCUCCCGCUUCCUGGUGGCCCUCUCCCGCCCCGACCGUGGUCCACCCUCCCCUCGGGCUUCUGGGGAAGAGGGGGCAGAGUUUCGGCCGGGGAUUGGGGCCAAGUCUCGCCAAGGGGCAGGAGUAGGGGCCAAGCCCGGGCCAGCGAUGGGUGGCAGGAGGGGGAGGAAGGUCAGUGGACGCCCCACCCUGAAUGGGAACCUUCUGGCCUACUUCAAGCCCGCAGAUGCUGGGGGUGCCGGCUCUGGUUCCUGUUCCCCGAGCCCCCUGCCCCCCUCCUCCCCGACUGCGGGGGCCUCGGAGGGAGAGGAAGUGGCGCCGCCCCCCACCGUCUUCUGGAAGGGGCUGCUGAGGGGACGGCCCCCGCCCCCAGCCUGCCCCGGUCACGGCGAGCCUUGCGUCCUGCGUACCGUCAGGAAGGCUGGCCCCAACCGCGGGAGGGGCUUCUACUCCUGCCGCCGCCCCCCGGGACCGGCGCACAACCCCGCCUCCCGCUGCGGGUUCUUCCGCUGGGCAGACUCCACUGGGUGAGUGGACAGGGGCGGUCUGGGACGGAGGAGGGACCUCCGCAGAGACAGAACACCCCCCCCACACACACAGGCACAGAUUUUGUACUUGACUUUUGUUUAUUUAAAUUUUGUAUAAAAGUUUGAAAUAAAUCUCGGUGGGA
Messenger RNA from Mobula hypostoma (lesser devil ray), 1725 nucleotides. RefSeq names its product APEX nuclease (apurinic/apyrimidinic endonuclease) 2 (gene apex2). Bases 63 to 1586 code for a protein of 507 amino acids. Gene Ontology annotation, cellular component: nucleus. Gene Ontology annotation, molecular function: phosphoric diester hydrolase activity; double-stranded DNA 3'-5' DNA exonuclease activity; DNA-(apurinic or apyrimidinic site) endonuclease activity. The record is from RefSeq and is a predicted model, not a curated record. Gene Ontology annotation, biological process: base-excision repair. NCBI's taxonomy places the organism in Eukaryota, Metazoa, Chordata, Chondrichthyes, Myliobatiformes, Myliobatidae. The transcript has 6 exons.